AUGUCUGGAUUAAGAACGGUUUCUGCUAACGGCAGCACGAAUAAAAACUAUGAUUCUGUCAUGAAGAUUUUACUUCUAGGUGAUUCCGGUGUAGGUAAAUCAUGUCUUUUGGUUCGUUUUGUUGAAGAUAAGUUCACACCAACUUUCAUCACCACAAUCGGUAUCGAUUUCAAGAUUAAAACCGUAGACAUCAAUGGGAAACGUGUGAAGUUACAACUUUGGGAUACUGCUGGCCAGGAACGGUUCAGAACCAUCACAACCGCAUACUACAGAGGUGCCAUGGGUAUUGUAUUGAUUUACGAUGUUACUGACGAAAGAACUUUUGAAAACAUCAGACAAUGGUUCUCCACUGUUAACCAACAUGCUAGCGAGGAUGUAGUAAUGCUGCUAGUCGGAAAUAAAAAGGACAUGGAUACAAGAACCGUGUCUUACGAACAAGGUGAAGCUCUUGCUAAGGAGCUAGGGAUCCCAUUCAUUGAAGCCAGUGCCAAAGACGACACCAACGUCAGCGAAAUCUUCUUCACAUUGGCCAAGUUGAUCCAAGAAAAGAUCGAUGAUGGUAAGAUGGAAGGAAAGGCUGAAAAGGAGGGAAAUGUAAGCAUUCGUGGCUCAGGCUCUUCAGGCUCCAAGUCCAAUUGCUGCUAA
Kluyveromyces lactis is the source of this 645-nucleotide messenger RNA. It is a transcript of the gene SEC4, whose product is annotated as Rab family GTPase SEC4. Gene Ontology annotation, biological process: protein secretion; regulation of exocytosis; protein localization to plasma membrane. The transcript has a single exon. Gene Ontology annotation, molecular function: GTPase activity; GTP binding. The record is from RefSeq and is a predicted model, not a curated record. Lineage: Eukaryota; Fungi; Ascomycota; Saccharomycetes; Saccharomycetales; Saccharomycetaceae. Gene Ontology annotation, cellular component: endosome; plasma membrane. The coding region runs from base 1 to 645 and encodes 214 amino acids.